AUGGCUUUUUCCCUUACUAAACGUCCUUUACUUGACCCAACAAAUGAUCUUAUCGUUAAUGAAAAUCAAAUUAGUUAUCAAAGCAAAAGACCUAUUAAAUCAGAAAAUUCUUCUUUUAAAAGAUCUUCACCUUGUCCUCGAGUUGAAGUGUCAGUUGAAGAACUCAUUCGAAUGAGUGGUAAAACAUCUUUCACAGCUGAAGAAACUCAAGGCAUAGUCCUUACAGCAAUUAGAAUCAAUGAACAACGUAUUAGAGAAGAAUAUGAAAAUAUUUUAAACAAUAAGUUAAAAGAACAAUUUCAAGCUUUUACAUCAACUCAACGGUAUUAUCUUGCUAAACAAUAUGGUGAGUCUGAUGUUCCGUAUUAUCUUUGA
Molecule: messenger RNA, 375 nt
Organism: Entamoeba histolytica HM-1:IMSS
Lineage: Eukaryota; Evosea; Mastigamoebida; Endamoebidae
Exons: 1
Coding region: 1-375 (124 amino acids)
Biological process (GO): positive regulation of transcription by RNA polymerase II
Cellular component (GO): chromatin; nucleus
Molecular function (GO): transcription coregulator activity
Source: RefSeq, a predicted model, not a curated record